GAUCCUUUUUCCAGCAUCCACAGCAACCCAAUGUGUUGAGACCGAGCGGCCGCUCUGCAGCGUGGGGACGUCGCUGCCGCCAUGAAGCGUUUGCUGCUGUGGGCCAGCUUGGGCGCCCUGCUGAGCUACUGGGCAGGCCUGGUCUUGCCAGCUCCACCCCCCUGCAGUGACCCCGCGGUUCGGACCUUGGCGGGACGCUUUGAGUCGGCGCUGGGCUCAUUGACGCUGAGCUGUAGAGGGCAGAUGUUGCGAGAUCGAGAUACCUUCUUCUGGUCUUUGUUCACGGACCACUUCGGAAGCAAUCCCAAUACGCCCUACAUGUGGUUGGCCUUGCCGGCUUUCGGCCUCUUCCUGCCCAGCCCCAUGUGGCACAUGAAACGCCAGGAUGCGGUCGUGCUCAUCGCGCGGCGGCCACCCAGCGUGGAGUACUUUUCCUUCACCAGCUUUGCGCUGUGGGUGCCUCGCAGGGGGCUUCAAUUCAGCAGCUUGGGGGACAGCGUGAACAACCUGAACCUCCAGCAGACGGAGGAGGGGCUCUUCGCCCAUGUCUUGACUGCCAGUCAAACGACCUACAACCUCGUGGAGGAGGCUCUAGUGAAGAGUGGCUUGCCGAAGACUGCGAUCAACUUGUUGAAGAUGCCUUCGGAUGUGGGCAAUCUCUUUGAUGACUGGACACAUUUCGAGACUGUCCUCAGACUUUUUCGCUUUGAGAACCAGACGGAGGGCGAUGCUUACCUCCAUUCCCAUUACCCGGUCUACUAUUUAAGGGCGCCGGAGGUGGGUGAGCUCUUCGCCAGCAACGUCUACAAAGAUCGGAAGCACCCGGACAGCCCACACGAACGUGGCCUCCAGGGUGACUUCAAGCGGCACAAUCAGCAGCUGCUGAAGGAUGUGGGCGAAGCCUUGGACCGUGAGCUGAGCGAGCUGAGCGCCGUGAGCUUCGCUCCGCUGAUGAUCCAGGGCUUGGAAUGUUUGAGACAUGAUACUCAGUGCCUAGGUGAUUGUCCGGAUGCCGCCUAUUAUGGGCCCUUCAUCCGGGAGGAGAGCGAUGUCAUUGACAUGCUGACUCUCUCGGAAGAUGAAGUCCAUUUGGUCUCGGUGGUGAACCACCGGCGGUCGAAUGUCUCGGUCUAUGGCAGCUUGGCGGUGCUGAAGAGCAGCAAGCCAACCCUCAGCAAGACCCGCAUGAACAUCCGCGCGACCAGCCUGGGUGUCACCAGCUUCGACUUCCGACCAGAGGAGCCCUUCGUGUCCUGGGCCUUCGCGCGGCGCCCGGAGCUGUGUGAAGAACUCUUCACCACCGAGAAGACCACGGUUCUGCACGGCUGCUCGGUGGUGCAGGAGGAUCAGGUGCAUCCAGAGAGCUUCCUCACCUACUGUGAACGGAUCUACCUGAACCCGGUCACUGGCACAGGCCCUCAUUGGGACGACUUACUGCCAGCGCAGCUGUACCAGGUGAAGCUCUCCUCCUUGGACCGCGGCGCAUCGCCACGGCGCAGCCCACCGGGCAUUCGAGGGCUCCCUGCCGCGAGUCCAGUGGCAACCUUCAAUGGGUCGAUGCCGAUGCACUUCACACACAUUGUGAAGACGGGUGGUGAAUCCCUGGAGCUUCACCUCGCCACCCAGCCCUCCCCGCUGCUGCGCUACAGCGCCUGCCGCGCUGCGGCCGCGGCGGCGGAGGCGCCAACGGCACCGGCGGCUCCGUUCGGGUGCCGGGCGGCCGCGCGGACGGUGAGCGCAGCGCUGUGUGGUUUAAACUGCGAGUGCUGUGCCAAAGAUGUCUUGAGGAGCUCGACCGGUUUCCAUGGCACGGUGCUGCGCUCACCCCGCGCGCACGCCUUGUCGAUCUUCUCCCAGUGCCACGUGGCACAUCAGAACUCGUGGCGACGCAUCGUGGAGGAUGUGCCCCAGUAUUUGGCAGAGGGCAUCCUGCGUGGCACGGAGUAUGCCUGUGGCAGCUACUGCACCAGCUUCCAGCCGGACUGGGAGGCUGAUCUGAAGGGAAUGCUGGCAAAGCAGGAUGUGGAUGUGCAGGUGAUUCCCUUCCUGCACAACAUGCAGUCUCACGUGCUCACCUGCAGCAACUCCGCUGGCUCCUUGGGGCAGCAUUUUCGUCACCGCCAGGAGCCCUUGGAGCCCUCCUUGGAGGAAGCCAACCGAACGCUUCACGAGUUCGACUGGGUCGGCUUGACGGACCUCUACGAGCAUUCCAUGUGCUUACUCCACUACCAGGCCAAUGGAUCUCUUCCGGCGGCCUGCGACUGCGACGCGCCUCGUUUCCUGCGCUUGCCGCGCUUCACUCACGGCGUAGUGCGCCGCGGCGCGGACCAGCUGCCGCAGGAGGUUUUAGACCAAAUUGAUGCUUACACUGCUGUGGAUGCGCAGCUCUUCGCUUCGGCAGUGCGGCUGCUCUUGGGCCGCUUGCGACACCUGGAGCAAAUCACUCAGCGGCCGCUGCUCAAGUGCCUCCCCUGGCGCAGGCUUUGGCAGAGCACUCGCUAUGUGCCUGGCCUUUGGCAUGGGCCCUACGAGCUCUCGAGCUAAAAGGUGGCAGCGCUUCUAGCUGCCAAGGAAGGUUUUGGAAUCAC
Molecule: messenger RNA, 2588 nt
Organism: Durusdinium trenchii
Lineage: Eukaryota; Dinophyceae; Suessiales; Symbiodiniaceae
Source: the annotation of a GenBank genome assembly